Toxorhynchites rutilus septentrionalis is the source of this 999-nucleotide messenger RNA. RefSeq lists its product as uncharacterized. The transcript has 2 exons. The record is from RefSeq and is a predicted model, not a curated record. NCBI's taxonomy places the organism in Eukaryota, Metazoa, Arthropoda, Insecta, Diptera, Culicidae. The coding region runs from base 36 to 881 and encodes 281 amino acids.
GUCGUUAGAACUCGUCGAAUCUGGAAACCGCAGCUAUGAGCCGUUCGUUGCUACUGAUUUGUGUCCUGGGUUGUCUCGGAGCGACUUACGCCCAAUUCGCGGGCGUCUCAGUAAAAGCCGAUAGCCUGAUUAAGUUGGCAGACAACUUGAAGGAAUUUGGCACUGUUUUGGAUAAAUACAGUGCUACUCUGAAUGGCGCUUGCAAAAGCCUAAUGGAUGAAGUAAACGACCUGUUGGGCCACAUCAACAUUACCUACACGAAAUUAAACGAGAAAUACGGUGCCAGCCAAAGCUACUUGGAGUAUCUGAUGACCAACAUGCAGUACUUCAAUCAAACGGUCUCCUAUGCAGAAUCGUCCCUUGGUAUGGAGAUCAGCUGGGAAUCCAUAGAGACGGCUGAUGUUUUGAAGAAGACUGUUGAUUCUGUCCUAGAAAAGUACGACAAUGUGUUAAGAAGCGGUUACUAUGCCGGAGACAAGGGUGAUGCGUGCAUUAAGCUUAACGCCAAUAAGAUAUCCGCCGUACCAAAUGCAUUGAAGGAACUAACUCAAUGUCUUCAAACAAAAACUAAUACUGUUCAAUUUGCGGCUCCCAGUGCUGUGGCCAUGGUGAAAAAUGUGAAAGAGGACUUCACUGCGCUUACCAACCUACUGGAAAUCUGCGAUCCUAGUUCUACCAGUUGCGUAAAUGAUUACUUUAGCUCGAUCAUUGAGGGGCCUACGAGGACGCAGAUGGAGCUGUACAUGGUGUUCAAUGUUUUGGGAUGGGCCUUUGAUAAUGCCCGCGUCAACAAUUACUACUGUGGCAUUUUGGUGGAUGCUUCCAUUCAGGAUACGAUGACAGAUUUGAGCAACUCUUUGAAUACUUGUAUGGCCUAUUGAGAGUUGCUCCAUAUACGAUGAACGUGAGUAGAGUGAAAAACAUCGAAAAUGGUAUGAUCUUUGUAUUGGUUUUGGUUUCUGGAAAUAAUUAGAAGCAUGGCAAUUCGUUUAAUUAAAA